GUGCCAGAGAAAUAAGUUUCAGUGUUCUGCCGACCGAGCUAGCGUCAAGUUCUACAUCACACAAGGAUUAUUUUAUAAAAAAGAUGGUCUCCUCACGACGGAUCACGUCCGUUUGGCUGUUGAAUUUGUUUUGGGCUUUCGUGAUGAUUUUAGCGGCCGUCGAGGCUUCGAAAAACGGCGGCAAACGUGUCGGUUUCAAAAAGAACGUCAACACCGCCAACCAGUGGUCCUGCAAACAUCCUCAGCCGCGUUUAGUUUACAUCAGUCAAAUGGAGGAUUAUGCGGCGCCCAAUGUCGUCUACUUGCCAUCGGCUUUGCUGGUCCACCGCUGCGACGAUUCGGCCGGCUGUUGCCUGACGCCCGGCCAGACGUGCUCGUCGGUGGAGCACCUGGAGGAGUUGGUCAACUUUGUCGUUCACGAACAUCACCACGCCGGCCACUCGGCCGGCCACCAUCACGGCAGCAGCGCCAAUAAGAAACUCAACCGGAAGGCGACGGUGACGGUGCCGGUCAAGAAUCACACGCAAUGCGAGUGCGUCGGACGCAACAACCUGAGGGCCAGGAGGUCGUCCUUGGUUCACCGAAUCGACAUGACAGUGCAAUAAUUAUAUAUCUUAUUGAAAUGAGUUGUUUUUCGUUGGAAUCAAAAGAAUUCUACGUACCGCUGUGCCUCAAAAAUGGAUUUUCUACAGCUGGAUCAAAUUCCGGCGGAUGGAUUUUUUUUAAUUCUUCAAAUAACCUAACGAGACCCGAAAUUUGAAUUUCAGUUAGGGCCAAAUUUUUGUGAAUUUGAUUUUUUUUAAUACGUGUAUACGCUAUAGUUUGGUGAUUUUCUGACCCGCUUGAUUAUUAAAAUCUAUCUAUACUAAUAAUGAAUUUUAAAUAACCCCGCCCGCCAUAUGACUCUCGCAUGAUGUUAUACCUCUGUACACAAGUGAACAAUUUCAAUGAGAGUUUUAUAACUAUGGAAAACGAACGAUAAUAUCUUUUUAAAUAUACAACGCAUAAAGUGAAACAAAAA
Molecule: messenger RNA, 1021 nt
Organism: Daphnia pulex (common water flea)
Lineage: Eukaryota; Metazoa; Arthropoda; Branchiopoda; Diplostraca; Daphniidae
Exons: 2
Coding region: 84-605 (173 amino acids)
Biological process (GO): hemocyte migration
Cellular component (GO): membrane
Molecular function (GO): growth factor activity
Source: RefSeq, a predicted model, not a curated record